Messenger RNA from Homarus americanus (American lobster), 752 nucleotides. RefSeq lists its product as uncharacterized. Gene Ontology annotation, molecular function: N-acetyltransferase activity. Lineage: Eukaryota; Metazoa; Arthropoda; Malacostraca; Decapoda; Nephropidae. The record is from RefSeq and is a predicted model, not a curated record.
UGCAUAGCCUUCAAAGAGACGUGCAAGGAAGCGUUUGGCGAACACCUGAACGUAGCUCUCAAGGAGACCUUAGAGUCAGGUUUCUCAAUGGGGGCGAGAGACAAGACGACCAAGGCUCUCAUUGGCAUCCGACUCACUAAAAUUACCAGUGUGGACAAUGUCUCGAAACAAACUGCAAGUGAUGAGGCGAAACUGACUGAAAAUAACUUGUACCGUGUACUGGCGAUGCUCUCUCCAGAUGAAGAUGUGUUUCGAGGCGUCUCCAGUUUCCUUUACAUGUUCGCGCUAGCUGUCCAUCGUGACUACUGUGGGCACGGUCUCGCAAGCAGGCUGGUGAAGAAAACUCUGGAGCUCGGUGAGGAGCGAGGCUACUCGGCGUCAGAGGUAAAGGUCACCAAUACCUUGUCGGAGAAGAUUUACAAUAAACAAGGUUUUGAAACAAUCAAGACCCUUGAUCUGGCGACUGUGGAAGAUGAAUUUGGCCUUGACACAUCUCUCAUACCUGGUGAAACUAUCAUGAAGUUAAUGGUCAAACGCCCACCCAGCAUCGCCAUGGGGCAAUAGAGAUUUCACCGGCUCUUUUUCAUGAAAUUUAAAUAUGCAAUGUGAUAUAACGACAUUAAUUUUUUUUCAGCUUGUCAACUUUUGCAAUGUUUUCAUAACCUGACAACACAUUAUCUCAGUGUUAUAAUGUAGGGAAUUCAAGAACCUUUGUCAAAAGACAGCUUUUAAUCAGUAAAACCAAAAUUAUA